Messenger RNA from Brenthis ino (lesser marbled fritillary), 1224 nucleotides. Lineage: Eukaryota; Metazoa; Arthropoda; Insecta; Lepidoptera; Nymphalidae. The record is from the annotation of a GenBank genome assembly.
AUGCGCGUUCGUAAAAUAUCUCGUUUGCAUAAAGAUUUUAUUGGCAUUAUUACCAAAGUGGCCGAUAUUAUUAACUUAAAAAACAUUGAAUAUUUAAUUGAAUUCGGUUCAGAUGAAAUUGACUGUUUUCUUGGUGGUUUACAUAAAGUGAGCAUUAAAGGACUGAGGGAUGGUACUCCUGUCAAAAUUGGGGUUAUAAUAAAAUGGCAUCCCAACCCCGUAGACCGUAUGUGCUUUAGAGCGGCUUACCAAAGGGAAUAUGUAUUUUAUCAAUAUAUUGUACCCAAGAUGUUACAACUUCAGAGAAAGUAUAAUGUAAUCGAAGGACUCAGAAUGAAAUUUCCGAACUGUAUUCUUGCAAGUAUGGAGGACGAUAAAGAAACUAUUGUUGUAAACAUGAUUAUGGAAUACAAACUAACAAGUAGAUUUAACAAAACAGAUUUUGUGAAAUCGUCAUUAGUUGUGAAGAACUUGGCGAAGUUACACGGCCUGUCAUUUGCAUUAGAAAAUAUACAUCCAGAAGAAUUUAAAACUAUACAAAAUCAUUGCAGCAAAGAUGUUCAGUAUUCUGACAUAAAAAAUGUAUCCAAAUCAUUAAUUUAUUAUUUUAAACAAUCUUUGAACGUAGUAUCUAAUUCAGAGGCUAAGGCAAAGCUAGAAACCAUAUUACCUAAUAUAUCGACGCUAUUAAGUAAAUGCUCUGCACCGGUUCCAAAUUACAGCACCAUUUGUCAUGGCGAUUGUUGGAAUAAUAAUAUUUUGUUUAAAUAUCAGGGAAAAAUACCAGUGGACGUACUAUUUGUAGAUUUCCAACUGGUGCGUUACGCUUCACCAGUGACCGACUUAUCGUACUACGUAUACAUGUCUACAGACCAAGAAUUUCUUUCCAAAUACUACCAGCAGCUUGUGAAUAUUUAUUACGGAACCUUAUCUGCAGUGCUACGUCAGUGUAAUUUAGAUGUGGCUAAUAUCUACCCCAGGAAUAUUUUGGAGAAGCAUUUAAGAGAAUAUUCAGUAUUGGGGCUUCUAGAAGCAUUGAUAUCAAUGAAAAUUAUUACAGCUCAAUCAGAAGAGGCUUUGAAAAUGACCGAAAUGAAAUAUCAAAAGUCAGAAGAUUCGCUCCAAUAUGAAACAGAAAAUCAUUUGUUAUACGUGGAGAGGGUAAAUGGCGUAGUAAAUGAUUUUUUUGAAAGGGGAUAUUCUUUAGAUUCAUUAUUAAAUUUA